This is a messenger RNA of Andrographis paniculata, 1793 nucleotides long. RefSeq names its product ethylene-responsive transcription factor ABI4. NCBI's taxonomy places the organism in Eukaryota, Viridiplantae, Streptophyta, Magnoliopsida, Lamiales, Acanthaceae. Gene Ontology annotation, biological process: response to stress; positive regulation of DNA-templated transcription. Gene Ontology annotation, cellular component: nucleus. The coding region runs from base 16 to 1311 and encodes 431 amino acids. Gene Ontology annotation, molecular function: DNA-binding transcription factor activity; transcription cis-regulatory region binding. The transcript has a single exon. The record is from RefSeq and is a predicted model, not a curated record.
AAGAAUUAUGUCCACAUGAGCACCGCCCUCGUCCACCAUUUGCAGACCAACUCUUCUUUGAAGACAGCAGCUGCUACUGCAACAAACAGCCGCCUGAUCAAAGGGAAGAAAGAAAAGCCAUUCACUGAUCUCUCCACUCUCAAUUGGGUAUUCUCCACCGCACACCUCCACCAUCCUCACCCUCCUCUCCUCUCUCCUCUCUCUCUCUCUCUCUCUCUCUCUACAAUUUUAUUACAUAAUUCCAGGCGGCGCCUCCGCGCUCAGCCACUCACCAUGAGCGGUGCCGCUGCACCUCCAGAUACUAAUCAUCGCCUCCCCCAAGGCCAACCCUGCUGCAAUUCCACUAACCCUAACCCUAACCCUACCAAUGACCCCCCAAUACCCACCCACCCAACCACCAGCAGCGACAGCGGCGGAAGCACCACCACCAAUAAAACCACCAAGCGCGGCCGCGGCAAGGGCGGCCCUGACAACUCCAAGUUCCGAUACCGCGGCGUCCGCCAGCGGAGCUGGGGAAAAUGGGUCGCCGAGAUCCGGGAGCCGCGUAAGCGCACGCGCCGCUGGCUCGGCACCUUCGCCACCGCCGAGGACGCCGCCCGAGCCUACGACCGCGCCGCCAUUAUGCUAUACGGCUCCAGAGCUCAGCUCAAUCUCCAGCCAUCCGGAGGCGGCGGGACCGCCUCCGGCGGACCCGACUCCGGCGGCGGUUCAUCCCACUCGUCCCGGUCGAACUCCUCCUCCUCCUCGACCCAAACUCUCCGGCCGAUUCUCCCCCGACCGGCUGGUUUUGGGCUCACGUUUUCUUCCCCGACGCCCCACCAACUCCCGCUCGCUUCGGGGAGCAGUACUUUCGUGCAGUACGGGUUGUACCCUACCGUACAAUACAACCCUAAUUUAAUACCUCAUCAAUUGCCGGCGGCUCAGCAGAUGGGUAUGGCGCAGCAGCAAUUCAGCGCCGACCCCACCAUCAAACAGCCACCGUCGGAUCCUCCCGCAUCUUAUCCGAACCCUAAUUGCAAUGAUUACGACAGCCACCAGCAACAACAAAAUUUGCAACAAUUGCACCCUACUGUCGUGUACGAUGAUUUCAGUUCUCUCGUCGAUUCUGUCGGGUCGAGUUUUUCCAUCGCAUCCACAGAACCACUUCCCCCGCCGCCGCCGCCGCCGCCACCGCCGCCGCCAAUCUCCGAUCCCUCCGCAGUUUUCAACGGCUACGUCACCUCGCCGUCGUGGCCGUUGGCAGGAGAAGAUGAAUACCCUCCGACGAGCAUCUGGGAUUAUGAUGAUCCGUUGUUUUUCGACAGCAUCUAAUCGGAUUGAAAUUAGGGUUUCUACCAAAGUUUGCCCUAAUUGCAUAAUAUAUAUAUAUAUAUAUUUAUAUUAUUGCUGCGAUCCUUUUGAAGUUUAAUUUCUUGGGAGGAUUUGCUUCAGAUAUUCUUGCACACAAGAGUUGAAUGAUUUCGGACAAUGGUGGGUAUGAAGUUGGAGAAGAUGAUCCUAUGGAGGAGAUCAAUAUAUAUAUAUAUAUACAGGAUAAUUCAAGAGGUAUUUAUUAUACGUCUUAUACUAAUUUGAUUAGAUUUUAUGUGGGUUGUAUUUUUUGUUUAUGAUCAAUCGAUCGAGCAUGCAGGGCAGUUUUUUUUUUUUUUUUUUUAAAUAAGUGUUUUUUAUAUUAAUUAAGGUUGAAAUUAUAUACUGUUUACAAACAAUUAAGGUUAAUUCUGUGUAUAUAUAUUGUUGCAUUUCUCUUGUUUCCAAUUAAUUUAUGUUAUAAAUUUUUAAAUGUUUCAUCA